ACUGCGAAGAGCUCUCACGGUGGAUCCUCAAGCUCUGCAUACUACAAUUGUCUGAUUGUAUAUUCUUUCCCAGUAUCAGUAGACGAAGGUAGGAAUCUUACUUCCUCACUCCCGAUCGUCAAUUCUCGUUCAUUCAAAGUUGGCUUCACCUUGAGCACAUCCUAUCUUAAUCCAACUUCGUUCCUUUCUUUUCUGCUCUCUUCUUUCCAACUUCAUCGCGCCACCUGGGCAACCUGACCCACCAUGGACUCCCCAACAAUCACAACCAGCCACCCUCGCGCCGCCAACUCCAUAAAGUCCACUCCGCCUUCCCGCUCGCCAUCGGAAGGCACGACCCUCCAGGACACGCCCCCGAAUAUGGAUACCGCGCGCCCGGCAUCGCCAUGUCCACCAGGAAACACCAACAUCUCCACACGCGUCUACAUCUAUCCUCUGCCCUACCCGCUCCCGCCAAACACGCCUAUCCCCUACUCCACCAGUCUCCCACACCGCAAUCCGCUUCGGUUGCCGUACCCGCCUUCUGAACCCACCUCCACGCUCGUCCUCACGUCGCCGGCCUCCAACUUCGUCGACCUGCGCUUCUUCAAGCCAAGGCUUUUGGGCGAGCCGGAAUUGCCCAACGAGACUUCUCCGACUGGUGAGGGGUCGGGGAGGAUAGAGUGGGCGUUUGCGGGGCAGAGUGUGAGCGUGCCUUUUACGGGGAAUGUGUAUAAGAUGCUUGGGGGUAGGGCGCCCGAGACUGAAUCCGAUGCUGGGACUGAGAAUGCAGAAGCCGUUCCCGUUGGGGAAGAAAAUGAUGCGAACGAUGCUAUCAACGCCAUGGACCCUCAAUCGGAAGACGUUUCCUCAUCAUCCUCCCUAUCCACCGCCAGCACCGUCGUUGCUGCCUCUCAUGUACUGCACACCGCUCCCCUUCCCCACCCCCGUAAAUCAACCUGGCAACACUGGCUCGACAGCCGGUACCCCCUGUUCUCCCCCUACAUUCCCAUCGACACGGGAGUCAUGUACUCAUUACCCAAUCAGCCCGAUCUCACGCUAGAAGUCGGUUCCGCGCCCUCCCCCUUCUCCGCCCAUGGGCAUAUCAACUACGAAGAACUCUGGCGCGAUGAACCUAUCAAAGCGGUCGGGGAACGAUGUAGAGACGCUGGCGGUGAUGGGAAAAGGGUCGCUGUGACGUUAAGGACGGAAGAGCGUGGUGGGGAGGGAGCGAGAGGGUUGGUGGUAAGAGUGGGGCAGUUCGUACAGGGAAUUAUGAAGAGGGGCGAGAGGUUGAGUGUCGAGAGGUGGGAGUUUGUGGAGCAGAGGGAGGGGGUAAGCGGUCAACAGCAAGGCACUUUGCGUGGCGGGGAAGUAUCGCAGGAAGAUGCAGGGGAAGCACGAGAGGACAGGGAGGGUGGGGGAAUGUGGACGCGGACGGCAAAGGUGGGCCCGGAUUUUGUGCCGUGUCCCGUGGCGCAGAGGGAGCAGGACUUGUCGGUGUCAGGACAAAUCGAUGUUAAUGGCUUGACAUGGACUGUCGAGGAGCUUGUGGAGUGGUAAUUGCGGGAGCGGCGACUCAAUCUCCGGUAUCGACGGGUCUCGCGAGGGAUUUUCCAUACCGCUUGCGCGGAGUUUCAGCAGGCGAUCAUCGAGAGUAUUGUGCUUUCAUAUCACCGAGGCGGUUCUUACAGGGACAUGGAACUUGAGUUAUCAGCGGUAUUCUGCGAGAAGGCAAAUACGUUGGAUUUCCCUGAGCAUAGCAACACUCGGAGCACAAUUGGGACGGCGAAUGGUGGUGGCAUUGUAGAACUAGAUAUCAUUCACAUGCUGCCUUCCCUGGCAGUGACCUAACCAUUUGACGCCAUCCA
Westerdykella ornata is the source of this 1847-nucleotide messenger RNA. RefSeq lists its product as uncharacterized. Lineage: Eukaryota; Fungi; Ascomycota; Dothideomycetes; Pleosporales; Sporormiaceae. The transcript has a single exon. The record is from RefSeq and is a predicted model, not a curated record. Bases 244 to 1539 code for a protein of 431 amino acids.